Cyprinodon variegatus (sheepshead minnow) is the source of this 1347-nucleotide messenger RNA. It is a transcript of the gene scpp1, whose product is annotated as dentin sialophosphoprotein-like. The transcript is spliced from 9 exons. The record is from RefSeq and is a predicted model, not a curated record. NCBI's taxonomy places the organism in Eukaryota, Metazoa, Chordata, Actinopteri, Cyprinodontiformes, Cyprinodontidae. The coding region runs from base 226 to 1026 and encodes 266 amino acids. Gene Ontology annotation, biological process: cell adhesion; ossification.
AGAGAGAGAGGUACCCGGAAGGAAGUGAUGCAAUCAUCUUAAUUGAGGCAUUCAUAUAUACAGCUGUGUUUGGAGUGUUGUAGCAUUUCCAUACGUCGUAGAUUAAGCCACGGCUUAGGUGAAAAGCUCUAAGCAUCCACUGGAUUUACUUAGUGCCUUUAUCUUUACUUAACCAGGACCCCUGCUGAUAUCUUCUACACAGACAGACUCUGAAGGAAAGAAAGAAUGAAGGUUAUCAUUAUAACAUUUUGCCUUUUCGGUGCAGCUUUCGCUAACCCAAUUUUACACAACAUUUUGGUAUCAGCUGAGUCUGCAUCAAACUCUACAGAAAGUUUGCCAGUUUUAGAAUCUUCUGAAAAUAACACAUCAGAACUUCAGAGUUCGGAGGAAAAUACCUCGAAUCAGAGUUCAGAGUCUGAAUCAAUGGAAUCCACUUCAGAGGACAAGACCUCAGAGGAGAGUAACAGUCAGUCAGAUGAAAAUGAUAAAAUGGACUCCCUGUUUGAAACCAAAGAUAACAGCAUGGGCAGUGAGGAGAAUGUGCGAAAGCAAAAUUGGGUGAGAGUCUUUGCGAGUGUCGUUAAAGGAGAGAGUGCAGAGGACAAAGGUCACCCUGAACACCAGAGCAAUGAGCUGAGUGAUAAACAGCAGAUUCACACCAAGACAGUUCAGAUCAGCACUGUCAGUGAAAAGUCUGGCGACACCACCAGCGACAGCGCGGACACCAGUGAUGUUAAGGCUGCCGCAAGUGACAGCAGUGACAGCACCAGCAGUGAAAGCCAGGAGAGCCAGGAGACAAGUGACACCAAAAGCAGCAGUGCUGCCAGCGAGAGCACGGAAGAUAGUGAUGCCAGUGACAGCGCCGAAAUGAACCAAGUCAGAGAAAAGGACUGUGUGAAUAGUACACAGAGCUGUGAAAGUGAGGAGUAUUUUCUGCAGAGUAUAGGAGAUGAUGCCCAUUCUACAGGGGAGCAUCUGCUGGUGCCAGACGAGGAGGAUAGAGAGCUGCGGCUCAGAAGGCGAUGAAAUGUUACUGUUAUGUUGUCAAUCUGAAUUUGAUUUAAUAACAAGCUUAAAGACUAACGAAUGUUCACCUUGGAACAUUGAUACUGCCAUAAUACUACAUGCCGCUGAUUCACUCCUAUUUGUGGAAUUUACUGUGACAAUAUAAACUACACUUGUACUUUGCUUUAAUAGUAUGUUGAAUUUAAAUGAAUAUAACCAUUGUAUGUAGAUACACAAAAUAUCAGAACACAUGAUCUCCUAUUUAUAAUAUUAAAAAUACCCUUUGUUGUCCCAUGGUGGGGAAAUUAUGCAUCCAUGUUCUUGCCUAAUAAAUUCUUAAGA